UUUACUUGCGUGAAUAAAAUGGGAAUCCGCCUACGCUUUCUCUGAUUCUUUCCUUUUUCUUCUUCUUUUUUUUUGUGUAAAAUUUUUUGUUUGCUUUCGGUUCGUGUUCGUGCGUGUAGUUGGCUAGUUGCGCGAUUAGGAAAAGAUUUUCUCGGAUUCUUGGUGGAUUUUGGAGAGGAGGAGGAGGUGGGCAAAAGGGUCCUCGGAUUAGGAAAGAUUCGUCUUCCCCACCUCCUCAAAUCCUCCGAUUCGGUGGCCGCCGCGCGGAUUUCGUCCGCCAUUUCCGAUCCGAGACGGAGGAGGGGCGCUCGUCUUUGGAUGGUUCCGAUCGACCCAGGGCCAGGGCCGCGAGGGUUUCGCCGGAUCGUCGUCGUCGCCGUCGUCGUCGCCGGGGGGGAGGUGGUGGUGGUGGGUCCAUGGCGACGGGGGAGAAGUCGCCGCGGGCCUUCUCGAUGGAGGAGCUGCCGGGGCACCUCAUCGGGGAGGUGCUGACCUCGGGCCGCCUCGCCGCGGGGGACCUGGCGCGGCUCGAGGCCACGUGCCGCGCGCUCCGCCCGCUGGCCGAGCACGCCGCGUCCAGGCUCUGCGCCGCGCGGGCGGCGUUCGCGGCGCUGGCGCCCGCCGCGCGCGGGGAGCUCCUGGAGCGGUGCGGCGGCAGCUGGAAGAAGGUGCUCAGGUUCCUGCAGCUGGUCGAGGAGUCCUCCGGCACCGUCCACACCUCCUCCGGCAACAUGCAAGUAGCAACAGGGAGAUAUCACACACUUUUGGUCCAUGACUCUUCUGUCUAUUCUUGUGGAUCCAGUUUGUGUGGGGUACUAGGUCAUGGUCCAGAUACAACUCAGUGUCCAGCAUUCAGCCGGAUUCCCUUUCCAUCACUUUCUCGUGUUGUUAACAUAUCUGCUUCUCACAACCAUGCGGCUUUUGUUAUGGAUUCAGGGGAGGUGUUCACUUGUGGAGAUAAUUCAUCAUUUUGCUGUGGUCAUGGUGAGGUGGGUCGAACCGUAUUUCGACCCACCCAAAUAAAUGCCCUAAAAGGAAUUUUUUGCAAACAGGUUGCUACUGGUCUAAGUUUUACUGUCAUUCUUACUGCGGAUGGACAAGUGUAUACAUGUGGAAGUAACACACAUGGCCAGCUUGGUCAUGGUGACACAUUAGACAGGGCUACUCCAAAAUUCAUUGAUUUAUUUGAUGAAGUCCUUGCUCCAGUAGAGCAGGUUGCUGCUGGGGUCAGCUAUACAUUUGCUGUAACGGCUGAUGGAACAGUUUAUUCCUUUGGCUCUUGUACCAAUUUCUGCCUUGGGCACGGGGAUCAGCAUGAUGAACUUCGUCCACGUGCAAUCGAGUCCUUUAAGAGGAGGAAUAUUCAUGUAGUUCGUGUCUCUGCUGGUGAUGAGCAUGCUGUAGCUCUCGAUGCACUGGGUCAUGUUUAUACAUGGGGCAGAGGUUACUGUGGAGCAUUAGGUCAUGGUGAUGAAAAUGACAAAACUAGCCCAGAAUUGAUCAGCAGUCUGAAGAGUCAAGUUGCUGUGCAGGUCUGUGCAAGGAAGAGAAAGACCUUUGUUAUCACGGAUGAGGGCUCAGUUUUUGCAUUCGGAUGGAUGGGCUUCGGGAGUUUAGGGUUUCCUGACAGGGGAUCGUCAGACAAAGUAAUGAAGCCCCGUGUUCUAGACAGUCUGCGUGAUCACUAUGUCUCCCAAAUUAGCACUGGCUUGUACCACACUGUUGCAGUGACAAAUAGAGGCAUCGUGUUUGGGUUCGGGGACAAUGAGCGAGCACAGCUCGGGCAUGAGUACAUCCGUGGUUGCUUAAAACCUACGGAGAUAAUGUUCCAGAAGAGUAUGGAAGAUAUAGUAAUUGCAGCACCGAGCGGGUAAAUUCAACUCCAAAAUGUACCCUUUUGCCCAGUGAUAUGCAUACUGUUUCCAUCCCAGAUUUCUUAUCUGCAAGUGUAUUUCAUACUUAGCUUUCAGUGGUUUGUGAGUAUAUGGUAAACGGGAGAAGAGCAAAGUUGGAGGACAAUGUUGUAGCUAAAGGAGCACAUAGUGUAGUCAUUUGGUUGUGUAUUGAAUAAUUUAACUCGGCCAUUUUCUCAUGUAUAAAAAAAAUAUUGGUGUGAUUAGAGUGACAAAAUUAUUUCUCUCCCCUUGCCCAGUCAGUCAGUUCAAUCAAAUGUUGAACGGUUGGC
Molecule: messenger RNA, 2185 nt
Organism: Oryza brachyantha (malo sina)
Lineage: Eukaryota; Viridiplantae; Streptophyta; Magnoliopsida; Poales; Poaceae
Product: ultraviolet-B receptor UVR8
Exons: 6
Coding region: 417-1874 (485 amino acids)
Source: RefSeq, a predicted model, not a curated record